Messenger RNA from Trypanosoma rangeli, 333 nucleotides. Its product is annotated as polyubiquitin. The transcript has a single exon. Gene Ontology annotation, molecular function: ubiquitin protein ligase binding; protein tag activity. The annotation marks the transcript as partial. Lineage: Eukaryota; Euglenozoa; Kinetoplastea; Trypanosomatida; Trypanosomatidae. The record is from RefSeq and is a predicted model, not a curated record. Gene Ontology annotation, biological process: protein ubiquitination; modification-dependent protein catabolic process. Gene Ontology annotation, cellular component: nucleus; cytoplasm.
AUGCAGAUCUUUGUGAAGACGCUAACCGGCAAGACGAUUGCCCUCGAGGUGGAGGCAAGCGACACCAUCGAAAACGUGAAGGCGAAGAUCCAGGACAAGGAGGGCAUUCCACCGGACCAGCAGCGUCUGAUCUUUGCCGGGAAGCAGCUGGAGGAGGGCCGCACGCUCGCGGACUACAACAUCCAGAAGGAGUCGACGCUCCACCUGGUGCUGCGCCUGCGCGGAGGCAUGCAGAUCUUUGUGAAGACGCUAACCGGCAAGACAAUUGCCCUCGAGGUGGAGGCAAGCGACACCAUCGAAAACGUGAAGGCGAAGAUCCAGGACAAGGAGGGC